CUUUAAAUAUUCAGGCAUCACUUGGGGACGCGUAGGCUUUCUUUUCGCUUCUUUUCCUAUUCAGUCUCUUUUCACGAUCGUCGAGCAGAAAUCGAAGCAUUGCCUGACCGUCAUACGAAAGCAGUGACGAAAGCAUCCGCGAACUUCAUCCAUCUCCUUCCUAUUCUUCUUCUGAUUCACCCAUUACUGUUUCCCAUUCAACUAUAAAAAUCCCCCCACAAAUCCCCAAGAAAGUCUUUCCCACUCAACCCAUCCAACCCAUAUCGCUAAGAAAAACCACCUCAAAACAUGGCCCCCUUCACCCACCGCCCCACCACCCUCGCCGACAUCCCCGAGCAACUCACCAUGGGCGAGCGCGCCUUCGUCAACGACCGCAUGGCGCGCAUUGCCUUCCCCCCCUCGCGGCGCGACCCCGCCCGUCCCAACGAAGAGCGCGAAUACCGCGAAGCCCGCUACAUCAAGCGCCUCGCCAACCCCGCGGGCCGCUGGUGGACGUGCGUCGACGAGGGCGCGGGCGGGCGGAUCGCGGGAAGCUCCGGGUGGACGCGGCUAACCAAAGAAACGGAGGCGGAGGAGGCGGAGAAGAAGAAAAAGGAGGAAGAGGAGGAGAAGCUGCCAGCGUGCGCGGAUGCAGUGGUGUUGAAGCGAAUUAUGGAGGCGAUGGAGGCGAUGAAGAAGAAGUGGACGGGCGAGAUGGAGGCGGUGUGGUAUCUUGGGCAUUUAGCUACGGAUCCGGAUUAUCAGCGGCAGGGGAUCGGGAAGGGGCUCCUCAAGUGGGGAUGCGAUGAGGCGGAUAAGGAAGGCAUCUAUGCCUAUCUUGAGAGCACGCCUGCUGGGCGGAAGCUCUAUGAGAGUAUGGGGUUCGAGCACGUGGAUCAGAUUGAGCUCUCGGAUGUGGUGGAGGGUGGGGAGCCCUCUGCUUAUUGGAUCAUGUUGAGGAAACCCAAGGGGAAGGUAGAGGGAAACGCAGAGAGCUAAAGACAUAUAGUAGUCAGCGCGGGUUAAUAUGCGUUUUGGAGGCGGAGAUGAUAUCACUGUGCAUAGCAGAUCAACGAUAGUAUACGAUAAUGGAUUCUCAUUAAACUAGAG
Molecule: messenger RNA, 1089 nt
Organism: Mytilinidion resinicola
Lineage: Eukaryota; Fungi; Ascomycota; Dothideomycetes; Mytilinidiales; Mytilinidiaceae
Product: acyl-CoA N-acyltransferase
Exons: 2
Coding region: 289-978 (229 amino acids)
Molecular function (GO): acyltransferase activity, transferring groups other than amino-acyl groups
Source: RefSeq, a predicted model, not a curated record